UUAAAGGUAUAUAAUCACCGAAUUAAAUAACAAGUAAGAAAAGAGGUUAUAAAAGUAAAUAUAAAAUGCUCUUUCAUCAAUAACGAUACAGUGUUUAUCACAAUUUUCAUAUAGAAUAGUUUGGGUCAAAGACCCGACUUUGUUGUGGAAUGGUUAAGUUCUUUGUUUGAUUAACGCCGUUUAACUGAAAUAAUAGGUGAUAUAUAUAGAUAUAAUAUUUAUGAUGCAUCCUUAUGAAAGUAAUUAUCCUUUUUUAACCUUAACAACAUUACUUUUGUAUAUAAAAACUAGUAAAUGAACAUACAGUUCCGUAAUUUCAUCUUCGCUUUAGAAAUAAUCUUUUACAAAAUACCUGUAUGUACUGUGACUAUUUACAAUAUUAAUGAAAAUCAGCCCAUAAUUAAUUCUAUAUUUUGGAUACAAAUAUAUAUGUAUAGUUAAUAGUUUAUGACAGUCCACAGAAUCUGCAGUAUUUGAUCUUUUAAUAUUGUUACAGACGUGUACUUAUUUAUAAUGAUACUAACAGUUAUUAAAUAGAAAUGAUUUAUGUGGUUGUAUAUUGAAACAGCAUGAUCAAUACAAUUAUUUUCAUGGCCUUAAAUGUUGUAACUACCUGUAAUUUUUAAUCAUGAGAGCUGUUCUAUUAUUUUUAAUUUUAAUUCAAACAAGAGGAAAAACAAUUCAAACAUGUCCAAAGUUUUGUACAUGUAAAGUUGGUGCGCAAGCAGAAUGGUUACGUGUUAAAUGCGGAAAUGAGUUGCAAAGUAUUAAAGAUAUUAAUAUUGAUAGUGUCAGUGUGGAAUUAGUGCAAUUGGAUUUGAGCAAAAACAACAUUUAUGUCAUUGAAGUUAAUAUAUUUAAGAAUUUGACAAAUCUCAGGCGCUUGAAUUUAUCACAAAAUGAUAUAACAUCUAUUAAUGAAGGCUGUUUUAAUGGUCUUGGAAAUUUAGAGAGACUGGAUUUAAGUAAAAAUCAGAUCUCAACAAUAGAUACUUAUACAUUUAGAAAAUUGCCAAAUUUGAAAAGACUUGAUUUAUCAGGCAACAACAUAAGUGCAGUGAAACCAUCAUUAUUUCAUGAUUUGCUGACUUUAGAGCGCUUGAAAUUAAAUGAGAAUAAGUUAACAACCUUAAAGGAAGGUACUUUUUAUAGCCUCAAGUCUUUAAAACAAUUAGAUUUAUCCAAUAAUCCAUGGAGAUGUGAUUGUGAAUUAUAUUGGUUUAGUAAUUGGAUAUAUAAUAGCUCCAUAAAAUUAAAUCCCGCUCCUAAAUGUGUGUCACCUAUAAAUGUUAAAGGACAAUUUAUUAAAAAAUUAAGAUAUUCAGAAAAUUUGCAGUGCCAAUCAUCGUUUCCUUCAAUUGAACUUCGACCAGUUCACAAUCAAGUAGUAUUUGUUGGAGAUUCUAUAACUUUAAAAUGUGGAGCACCUGGUAUUACAGAAGAUAAAAGUGCAAAAUUGAGCUGGUUAUGGUAUCCUAAUACUACUACAGAAAUUGUGGAUUUAAACGAAUUUAUGGAUCCACAAAAAAGUUUAUCCAACAUUAGAAUCGAUAAUAGAUACCUUAAAGAUAAUGGUAUUGUGGACAGUACACUCAGUAUCAUCCCAGUCAAAGAAGAACAUAAUGGACAGUGGAAUUGUUUAUUAGUUUCUGUAAAUGGUAAUAGAUCGCAAGCAAUCAGUAUAAUUGUUAUUUCUGAUAAAACCCGUUAUUGUCCUUUAGCAGUGACUAAAAAUAAUAAAGGUAUUUAUACUUGGCCAAGAACUGUAAUAGGAUGGAAAGCAGAAUUACCGUGCGAGGGUAACCAUAUAAGUAUAAUGCAAAUGCCUUUAAAAGCUUCUUACCAAUGUAAUAUCACAGGAUAUUGGGAAGAUUUAAAUACAGAUUUAUGUCCUUAUGUAUCACAUACAACAAAAAGCUUAGAACAGUUCUCUAAAGUUAAUCUUUCACUUACAAAGAUUAGUUUAAUAGAAACUGCAAAGAAAUUCAAAAAUUACACAGGAAAUGCUAUACAAAUAACUGAUCCUGUUGAAAUAAAUUUUAUAACACAAACUAUAGAAAAUUAUUUAAGUUUUCUAACUGAAGAAAAAGAACUUGGUGCCAUAUUAAUUGACGUUAUUGAUACAGUAAUUAAUGUACCAAAAAAUAUCUUGAACAAAGCUGAAAUCCUUUUUAAAUCUUGUACAAGAUUAAUUAAAAAUGUAGAAAAAAUCGUAGAACUUAGUCCAUCUAUACAAUCUUAUAAAAAAAACAUAGCUCUAGAAGAAUUCAGAGUAAAGCGAAGUAGUUUUACAGGACUAUUAUGUACGUGGUAUUCCAAUAAUGAUCCAGAAAUAAAAUUUUUGCAAUGUACCACAAACAAUAGAACAUCUCCAAUUGAUAUAAAAGAUAGGACAAUUGAAGCUUCGAUACACUUGCCAGCGUCCUUAUUACAGCAUUCACCAGAAAUUGUUAAUUAUCAAUUAAUGAUAUCUACGUAUAGUAAUAACAGAUUAUUUCCUACAUUGAAUAAUAAUAAUAACAUGGAUAUUACAUCAUGUAUUAUUGGAAGUAAAUUAUUUGGAAUAUCAGUACAAAAUUUAACUGAACCAGUAUAUAUCAUGUUAAGAGUUCCUUUAUAUUAUUAUACUGGAAAAAAACCAUUGCCAGUAGUUUGGGAUGAAACAUUAAAUAAAUCUGGUGGUUGGACAAAUGAUGGGUGUCAUUUAAGAAGUAUAUUAAAUAAUUUAAUAAUAUUUCAUUGUAAUAGAUUGGGAUAUUAUGGACUUUUACAAGAUACUUCUUUGCUCAAUCAAAAUGGUAACAGCAUGACUGGAGCACAGUUUAAGUAUUCAAAUCCUGCAAUAUAUAUUGGAAGUAUUGCAGCAAUAACGUGCUUAAUUAUUAUUUCUGUUACAUAUAUCAUUUGUUACACAUCAAUCAAUAUGCCUAAGAAAGCAAAACAUUGUGUCAUUAAUACAUGGUUUGCCAUGGCCUUAUUAUCAUUUUUUUAUAGUAUUGGUAUCUAUCAAACUGAAAAUAUACAAAUUUGUCAAGGUGUUGGUCUUACUCUUCAUUAUUUGUCUUUGUGUUCUUUACUAUGGAUGGCAGUAUUCGCAAGCAAUAUGUAUAAAAAGUUUUCUAAAUCAAAUCUUGAAGAUAUGCCAGACAAUGAACUUCAAGAUCAACCAAUACCCAAACCAAUAUUAGGACUUUAUUUAGUUGGUUGGGGUAUAGCUAUGAUCAUUUGUGGUAUAUCUGGUGCAAUAAAUUUACAAGAAUAUGCUGGAUAUUCAUAUUGCUUUCUCACGUCUGGUCCUGCUCUGGUUGCUCUUUUUGUUCCAGCUGGAAUUCUAAUUGUAUAUUUAAUUGUUUUUCAUUUACUUAUUAAAUGUGCAAUUCGAAGUGUCGAUACAAAUGCUCAAUUGUCAGAGGGCACGCAAGCAACAGAAAAUAUGGAUUUAGAAUUAUUGGAGUCAAACACAAAUCCAUCUACAGAUAAAAAUAGUGUUCACAGUACACAGACAGUUCUGACUGAUGUUGAAGAUUCAGAACAUUCUCAACUAACGCAAUUAAAAGGCCAAAUAAUUAUGUUAAUUCUUUAUUUGAUGUCAUGGAUUACUGCAGCAGCUGCUAUUACGAAACCGUUAAAUGCAUACGUUCCAUUUGAUGAAACCGUAUUUGCUACCUUAUAUUCACUUUUUUCAAGUUCACUUGGUAUUUUUGUAUUUAUCUUUUAUGGAAUAGGACGAAAUGAUGUUAGAUCACAAUGGUUAAAAAUGCGUUGUUGGCUUCAAAAACGGAAAAACCGAUGUUGCAGAACAAGAAGCAUUUCUGAUGCAAAUCCUGUAAUUCCAACACAUUCUUUAGUACAAAAUUUUGUACCGCCAUUAUCCAAUUCUCAAGCUACUCAAGUUACAUCUGAUUCAAAUUCUAUUGGUUCAUCACGAUAUACAAACAGGUCACAAACUUGUAAUGCUUUUAAAUUUGCAGAUAUUCAAGAAGGUGUGCCUGUUGAUAGAAAAAUGACAAAUAUGAAUUUAGUUGUAUUACAUCGGCAACAGUAUAGAUCUGAUAAUUCUGUCACAACAUAUAUUGAACCAACUUGUGUUGAAAUGUUUUACAAUCCUCAUCAAAGCGGAGUUGCUAGAAAAUUUUUUAAAAAACAACGUCGUCAUACAAAAAAUAAUAAUCUUGGUACUAGAAAACAAGGUGAUGGUGGUGCUGUGAGCGAUACUCAUAGUUGCAUCGCUUUACCACAAACUAUUACAAAAUUAGAAAGUAAUAUAAAUCAAACGCUUUUAAGCAGUAGUGCAAAAGUUAACAAUACAAAUAUUCACGUUGAACUGAAUCCAAUAAAUGAUGUGAAAAAUGUUAACAUUCUCUCAGAUAGUGGUGGAAGUAUGUCCGACGAGAAAAGUGUUACAUUGAGAUUUGUUAUUGGUCAAGAAGGUCUUCUACAAAACGUAAGGAAGUAUAAUAAUUGCAGAUUUCAUGAUCCUGUAAGUGUUAAUACAACAUCAAACUCUCCAAGGAAUAAUUGCAAAAAGGUAGAAAUAGUAAAUACAGCUUUACAUGAUUCAGAUAUAGAUGUUAAAACUGAUGAAGAAAAGCACUUACAAAGUGUUUCACAACAAUGCAGUUUAGAAUACAGUUCUGAAAUAGAAUCUAUUACCCAGAUGGCUAGUGAAAAAAGUGAUCACAAUUUGCCAGAAAUUUAUGAAAUUGUAGAAGCAGUUGAAGAAGAAAAAAUUAUGAAAAAAGAUAGCCAAAGUAUAAACGAAUUUCAUAAAAUUGAAGAACUACAUUCUAAUGCAAAAUUAAGGUGGUUGACUCAUUCAAAUAGUAUGUAUUGCCUUCCAGUAAAUUCUGCGAAACGACUGAGAAAUAAUUACUGUAAUUCAAUGAAUGAUAUUACAUCUUUUACUAGUUCGAAGAAUUGUGACUACUUGAAAUUAUCAUUUACAGACUUGCAAAGUAUUAAAAGCUUAAAUUUGUACGAUAGAAGUAGUCUAUCUCAAAGAUCACUUAAUAAAUCUGAUAUAUCAUUUUCUAAAAUAAGCAGCAGAACUAAUGAUAAUACAAAUAAUUUAAUACAAACAAAAACAUAUAUUAGCUCUUCAAUGAAUAUUGACUGUGCCUCUUCUAAUAUGUGCAGUAAACAAAAGACUGUUAAUUCUCUGACUGACAUUACAUUACUUAUGCCUCAAUCUUACAGUAUUGUAAAAAGUUUUGAUUCUAACAAUGAUAAUGUAAACAAAAAUACAAAUUUAGACAACGUAGAACAUGAAGUCAGUAAAAUGUAUUUAAGUAAUACAAAUACUUAUCCGCAAGUAGUGAAAAAAGAAACAAGCGUUUAAUCCGAUUUUACUUGCAUGCAACACGUAACGUAUUUAUAUUAAUAAAGAUUUCAUUCGAAAUGCGCGUAGAAAUAAUUUCUAAUAUUUACAUUUUUAUUAUGGCUAGAAAACUAGUUCUUAUUCUGCUUUAUUAUUAUUUCUAUAAAAAAUAGUUCCUAUAAAUAACAAAAAAUAUUCAUUUUAUAAAAGUAUUAUGUGCUAAUCUUUUUACUGUUUGAUGAGUAUCAAAUAUUUCCAAUGCAUUUUUAUUUGUACAAACGUGUAAAAUGUUAAUUAAACUAUUUACAAAAUAUGUAUUUAUUCAAAAAAAAAAAUGUACAUAAUUAAUACAAAAUAAUUCUAUAUUUUUACAGAUUUUAUAUAACAUUGAUUUUUUGUAUUAAUUACGUACAUUCUUCCUACAUAGAAACGAUGUUCAAAUUUUAUGUAACUACAAUUUAAACAAUCAUAUUCAUUAAUAACUGUUUUAUUUAUCAUUUUUCAUUGUUUUUAUCAAUCUUUUGUAUAAUAAAUCUAUUGUUAUAAUCAUUGUCUAUAUAAAUGUACAAAAAAUAUGUAUUCUUUUUAAAUAUUUUUUAACAUACAUUAGCAUUAUUUUUUUUUGAAUCUAUAAAGUAUAAUUUUACUAUAUUUUUAGUUUAUUAUUAAAUAAACUAAAAUUGUAUUCAAUUUAUCAUAUAAUUAACAGUGUUAUAUACAUUUGAAAUACAUCUGUCAAAUAUUUACCAAGAUUAACUAUUAAAUUAGGUUGUAUUUAAAAUAUUAGUCAAAGAUCAUAUAUCUAUGAGCACCUGCAUCACAUACAGUUGUAUUAUACAA
Messenger RNA from Megachile rotundata (alfalfa leafcutting bee), 6157 nucleotides. It is a transcript of the gene Remo, whose product is annotated as Remoulade. Gene Ontology annotation, molecular function: G protein-coupled receptor activity; protein binding. The record is from RefSeq and is a predicted model, not a curated record. Lineage: Eukaryota; Metazoa; Arthropoda; Insecta; Hymenoptera; Megachilidae. Gene Ontology annotation, biological process: cell surface receptor signaling pathway; G protein-coupled receptor signaling pathway. Gene Ontology annotation, cellular component: plasma membrane.